This is a messenger RNA of Punica granatum (pomegranate), 1357 nucleotides long. NCBI's taxonomy places the organism in Eukaryota, Viridiplantae, Streptophyta, Magnoliopsida, Myrtales, Lythraceae. The record is from RefSeq and is a predicted model, not a curated record.
AGCAGGAUUGAUCAGCUCAAGCGAUUGGGUCAUAGUGUUGAUAAGGACAUACCUCCGCCAAUGUUGAGGAGGCAGUUGCAUAUUCAGAGCACAGCGCAGUAAAGUGUAUUGGCAUGACAAUUGAAACGAGACCAGAUUAUUGCCUUGGACCUCACCUUAGGCAAAUGCUUUCCUAUGGAUGCACACGACUUGAGAUUGGGGUGCAGAGCACAUAUGAGGAUGUUGCGCGAGACACAAACAGAGGUCACACCGUUGCUGCUGUGGCUGACUGUUUCUGCUUGGCGAAGGAUGCCGGCUUUAAGGUUGUUGCACAUAUGAUGCCGGAUCUUCCUAAUGUUGGGAUUGAGAGGGACUUGGAAAGUUUCAAGGAGUUUUUCGAGAGUCCUUUAUUCAGGGCAGAUGGGCUUAAAAUAUACCCAACACUUGUAAUCCGCGGAACUGGGCUCUAUGAGCUCUGGAAGACUGGCAGGUAUCGGAAUUAUCCACCGGAGCAGCUGGUGGAUAUUGUUGCUAGAAUCCUAGCAAUGGUGCCACCUUGGACACGUGUUUAUCGAGUUCAAAGAGAUAUUCCCAUGCCUCUCGUCACCUCUGGUGUCGAGAAAGGAAAUCUUAGGGAGCUUGCCUUGGCUAGGAUGGAUGACUUAGGUUUAAAAUGCCGUGAUGUACGAACACGUGAAGCUGGUAUUCAGGACAUUCACCAUAAAAUCAAGCCGGAGGAAGUUGAACUUUGUCGCCGUGAUUACACAGCAAAUGAAGGCUGGGAAACCUUCCUCUCAUACGAAGAUACACGCCAGGAUAUCCUUGUUGGGCUGCUGCGCUUGCGCAAAUGUGGCCGAAACACGACUUGUCCAGAGCUGAUAGGGAAGUGCUCCAUUGUUCGUGAACUUCAUGUUUAUGGAACUGCUGUUCCUGUUCACGGGCGUGAUGCUGACAAACUGCAGCACCAGGGCUAUGGCACACUUCUGAUGGAGGAGGCUGACCGGAUCGCUCGUAGAGAACAUAGAUCAACAAAAAUAGCCGUGAUCUCAGGUGUAGGCACUCGCCAUUACUACAGGAAGCUGGGUUAUGAGCUUGAAGGACCUUACAUGGUCAAGCAUCUUGUGUAAUUCUAAUCCAGUAUAACAAUUUUGUAAAAUGUGUUACUUAUAGCACUCUAUAGUGUGUUUUGUAGCCUCUGGUCCACUUUGCAUUUUUAUUUCUCCUCAGCAUAGUCAUAAGUGGCAUACGUCCUGGUUUUGCAGAGAUCCGACAAGCUUUGAUGUGUACUAGUCAGCUGCCCUUCCAUACGGGCUGAUCUUUUUGUUAUAGCCUUACCCUAAUUUGAAACGGUGGUUCUAAUAUAGUCCCAUCUUUUCUA